Gasterosteus aculeatus aculeatus (three-spined stickleback) is the source of this 1496-nucleotide messenger RNA. RefSeq lists its product as uncharacterized. NCBI's taxonomy places the organism in Eukaryota, Metazoa, Chordata, Actinopteri, Perciformes, Gasterosteidae. Gene Ontology annotation, cellular component: membrane. The record is from RefSeq and is a predicted model, not a curated record.
UAAAUAAAAUGUAUCCUGUCAAUUGCCGCAUGUGUGUCUCUCUCAAAAACGUUGGUAUGAAUGUGAAUGAACUUAAUCCUGAUGGGAGGACGUCUCCCUUUAAGCUGACCCGGGUGUCAGUGUGUGAAGGGGCGAAUUAUUAGUUGUAGUGUGAAAACCGCUUUAGAAACAUCCAUUUAACAUUAUUAUCUGAGUUCAGCAUCCUCUGGCUGUUGUGGUCAUGUGUAAUUUGACUGGGAAUUCCGGGUAAAUUGCGAAAUCUUGACUGUUUUUAUUUACUCGUGUUGUGUGAAUCCUAAAUGAGAAACCUUAAACCUCAUGUCACACUUCCAUGUCGCAUGCUGAAUGUGAAUGAAUGAAAACAGUUUUGAUUCUGUGACAUUGUCACAUUGGUUGGAAACAAGUGACAUUUAGAUUAUAUUUCCUUGUGGCAUUGCUAAUUUUAGUCAAAUAAAACUUUCUCUUUCACUGGAAGUUUCUUCCUGUUAGUGAAAAUAAGGGGCUUUAUUUUGAAGGAAUGCGAUGGUCAACAGGAAGUAACACGUCUCUUGCUGAAAAGGGAACAGAGGCUGAUGUCAUAAGACCCAGACUGUCACAGGUACGGCAUCAAAUCAUCCGCAGGUGUUCGGUGGACUGUGAAGAUGGCCGUUGUCACCGUGCCGACCGGCGGAAGAAGCGCAUUUUCAUCACCUCACCACCUCUUGAAGGCCUUUUGCUUCGGGGCGCAGACACACACCAGUGUCACCACAGCUCUUGGGACCAUGCAGAUCAUGGCGGGCCUGUUCAACAUCGGACUCGGGCCGGGACGAACCAGCACAGGUUCUGGGGAUUUGAGCAGCUUGGGUGCUGCUUACUGGCUGGGCUCUGUGUUCGUUGUAACUGGAAUCAUGUCCAUUUUGGCCGGACAGUUCCCGUCCUCCUGCUUGGUGGGCUUCACUGUUUUCAUGAACAUUGCGGGCGCCAUCUUUGCCGUCACCGGCGCCGUGCUGUACGCGCUGGACCUGAGAAAGGCCUCAGUCCUCUGGAUGUGUGAGCGCAGCAGCAAAAAUGCUGAUUUUUAUGAAGACAACUGCACAAAAGUGGCGCUCUUGGUCCAGACUCUGUUGACGUCCAUGGACACCACGUUGGUCGCCGCGGCCGUUCUUCACCUCUUUGGCGAUAUUAGAUUCGCUAUUCUGGGCAUCGAGGCUCUGGUCAGCGGGAUAAAGGAGGAAGACGUGUGGACCAAGAAGACAAUAAACAAAAUGUACAGAGUCAACAUGAUUUAGAGAAUAUUCAGAAAGGUGAAGCAAACUGGCGUAAAAUCGUGGCUGUGAUCCAUAUUUGUUGAAUUUGAUUCAGUAAAAGUCAACUAAAGUAAAUCUUUAUUUUGUUUUUUCUUAGUGAAAGUCUAACUUCAAACGGGGUGAUUUUGAAGAUCAGCAGUAAUUCAAGGCUCAUUAACCACCUUUUGAAAGUCAUCUUGUUUGAAUAAAAUACGUAAUAUAAAAGAAGAA